GGAGAGCCGGAAGUGACGAGAAAGCAGCUGGCGGAGGGUCUGUUGAAGAAUGAGGGGGAGGUUGUACCCCCUUCUGUCUCUGCUGCUGUGAUGAGGCAGCCCAACCAAAAGCACUCGAAACCAAGAAAUAUCAUGGAAGAUUUGGAGGAAGGGUUUCUGUGACUACCAAGAAGCCCAGACCAGGGUCUCCAUUCUGAAGAGACAGAAGGAACGUGGAAGUGACAGAAUGACACUAUGGAUGGUGGGGUUAACCCCCUUCUCCCUGACAGCAUCCUCUUUGAAAUCUUCCUGUACUUGGAUUACAAAGAUGUGCUGUCAGUGGGACAGGCAUGCCGCCAGUGGCACGCCGUGGCCCAGGAUGAGGUCCUGUGGAAGGAGCUUUUCUACAGAUACUACAGUGUAGCUCGGGAUGUCCCACGACACCCAGCUGCUGUUUCUUGGUACGGCGAGUUCCAGAGACUGUACGACACCAUCCCCUGCGUUGAAGUGCAGACCCUGAAGGAGCACAGUGACCAAGUCCUCCACCUCAGCUUCUCCCACAAUGGCUACAUGUUUGCCUCCUGCUCCAAGGACUGUACCGUCAAGAUCUGGAACAACGACCUUGAGUUCUCCCUUUUGCAUAGCUCCAACAUGAAGAAGUUCAACUGGGGCUAUACCCAGUUCUCGCAGUUCAACGCUGAUGAUUCCCUCCUUCUGGUGUCGGGAGUUUUCUUGGGGCCCCGCACCUCUUCUUCAGGCGAGAUCGCAGUCAUCAGCUUGGACAACUUCACACUCUUGUCCCGAGUGCGCAACAAGCCAUAUGACGUCUUUGGCUGCUGGCUGAAUGAAACCAAUCUGAUUUCUGGCAAUUUGCACCGCAUCGGCUACCUCACCUCAUGCUCCGUGUUGUGGUUGAACAACGCCUUCCAGGGAGUAGAAUCUGAAAACAUGAAUGUGGUAAAGAGGCUUUUUAAACUCCAGAACCUGAAUGCCAGCACCAUCCGGACAGUGAUGGUAGUGGACUGCAGCCGCUAUGAUUCCCCUGACCUUCCGCCAAACCAAGGGGAGCAAUCAACUUCUGACCCUGUCUUGGUCCCCCAUCAGACCACUGAUCUCUGCAGCGACAGUGAGGAGGAAGAGGAGGAGGAGCCCAAACAACAAACAACACCAGAGGACUCCACAGGAGCCAAGAGUGAAGCAAAGCGUGAAGACGGGUUGGACCGUUUCCUGACGGACAUCAUUGAAGGGCGCAUCCGGCCGGUCAUGACAGAACUAGAGAUGGAGACAAAGGUGGCCCAACUGCUGGCACAAAACCGGACAAAGCCUCCCGAGCCCAACCUCCUCUCCAUGGAGGGCUGCAGCCAGAAGAAAUACUUGAUCUUCACCACUGGAUGCCUCACUUAUUCACCACAUCAGAUUGGGAUUAAGCAGAUCCUGCCUCACCAAAUGACAACAGCAGGUCCAGUCCUUGGAGAAGAAAGAGAGUCCGAUAAGUUCUUUGAUUCGCUUGACCAUGUCAUUGAUAUCCAUGGACAUAUUAUCGGCAUGGGCCUCUCCCCCGACCACAGGUAUCUGUAUGUGAACAGCCGAGCUUGGCCCCAGGAUUGCAUCAUUUCUGACCCUUUGCAGCCGCCCCCCAUCGCCGAGGAAAUCGACCUGCACGUUCUAGACCUCAAAACAAUGAAGGAAGCGAAACGAGCUCUGCGGGCUCAUCGAGCCUACACACCCAGCGAUGACUUUUUCUUUAUUUUCCUGGAUGUCAGCAGGGAUUUUGUGGCCAGUGGUGCUGAAGAUCGCCAUGGCUACAUCUGGGACCGGCACUACAACAUCUGCUUGGCCAAACUGCAGCAUGAUGAUGUGGUCAACUCGGUGGCCUUCAGCCCUGUGGAGCAAGAACUCCUCCUCACAGCUAGUGAUGACUGCACCAUUAAGGCGUGGCGCUCCCCCCGCACCAUGCGGAUCCUUCAAGCCGAGAAACCCCGGCUCCGCAAACCACUCUUCUCCUGGGCCACAAACCAGAGAAGCUGAGCCAGCCCUCUGUCGGGAGUCCCCCUCAGCUGGCUCACCUUGGCCAGAGGGGUCUCCGAUGGUUGGCACGAGUGACUGCAGUCCUUCCCUUCAUCUUCGCUUUCCUGCCCACUGCCAAAGCCAGCAAGACGUGGGUACAUUGAAGGAAUCUGGGACUAUUGGCCAAAGCAGACUUCCCUGCCUUCCUUUCAAUGGUGUUUCAUGGUUUGUUAAUUAUAUAGGUUUGUUCGCAUAAAAACCACAUACAACUUCCUGUCUGCAAGGAACAGUAGAGGAUCUUUCUGCAAUGGCAGCCAAGUUCCUCCUCCAAGGCAGAAUGCUACAUGGGUGCUACUGAGGAUCCUUGGGGUCACCAGCUGUUCUGUUGACAGCCCAAUGAGAAGCAAAAUCCAGUGGGGGAACAUGGCCUCCGCUGAAUUUCUCCUUGCUGAAGUCACAGCCGGGAGUGAGGGCGAGAAUACCUCAUUCUUAUAGAUGCACAAUCUAGGCUAAUCCUGGUUGCAGCUGUUCUGCCAGGUUGAGUUUCACUCACUGCCUUUAUCCCCCUGGAACAGAGGAGACCAUGCUUGGCUAUUGGUGUUCCAGCUGGCAUCCUGCUCCAUUUACAGGCGCUCUUCCAAAUUACACAUUUGGCAAGAAGGAGCCCUGAGAGUUUCAAACUACUGAAGCCUAAAAGGAACCCCAGCACUCAAAAGGCAGCUGGGAAGGAGCCAAGCAAUUGGGAUUCAAGGACGGCUUCAGAGCUUCCCCCCAGCCAAGCUUCCCCAACCCCUUAGUAAGUUGGUCGGGGCCAAGAGUCUUCUCCGUUCAUGUGAUCCCUGCAGAGGGGAAAGAGGAAAGUAACAGUUGAAGCAGGUGUGGGUUCAAGAGACGAAGGUGAGAUCACCUGGUUAGGGGGUGUGGCAGCUUAGCCACUGGGAAGAUUGAUCUAGAACAUGAGGUUCCUUUUCAGCAGCGUUCUUGGAGAAUGAAACUGCUUGAUUUCCAAAAAGGGCUGGGCCUCCUGCCUGGUACGACUCAGAAACCUGCUUCUAAGGCCCAGAACAUGAAACUCUACCUUUAAUGGCACCACACCAAACCAAGCCUCGCAGAUGACCAGCUUGCUGAGGAAUGAUGCUUCUGAACUGCUUCACAUCAACAGCACAGCUUGAAUAAAUUUCCUUAAGUACCA
This is a messenger RNA of Eublepharis macularius, 3178 nucleotides long. RefSeq names its product F-box and WD repeat domain containing 5 (gene FBXW5). The transcript is spliced from 10 exons. The record is from RefSeq and is a predicted model, not a curated record. Lineage: Eukaryota; Metazoa; Chordata; Lepidosauria; Squamata; Eublepharidae. Gene Ontology annotation, cellular component: SCF ubiquitin ligase complex; Cul4-RING E3 ubiquitin ligase complex. Gene Ontology annotation, molecular function: protein binding. Gene Ontology annotation, biological process: protein ubiquitination. The coding region runs from base 235 to 2007 and encodes 590 amino acids.